AUGACGGACACGCGGGCGAGCGCGCAUCGGUACGUGGUGCCGCCGCUGGUGCGGUGGGUGUAUCCGGACGCGGAGGACGCGCACCACGCGGGCGUGCGGUUGCUGCGGCGGCUGUACGGCUGGGGUCUGCACCCGCGCGAGCGCGGGUGUCCCGACGGCGAUGGGAAGCUGGUCACAGAGGUAUUCGGCCACACGCUGAGCAACCCGAUCGGGAUCUCGGGCGGGCUGGACAAGGACGCCGAGAUCCCCGACGCGCUGUUCGCGCUGGGCCCGGCGGUCGUCGAGGUCGGCGGGUGCACGCCGCGGCCGCAGGACGGCAACCCGCGGCCGCGCGUGUUCCGCAUCGCGUCGCAGAACGCGCUGAUCAACCGCUACGGACUCAACUCGCAGGGCGCCGAGCACAUGGCGGGGCGGCUGCGGCGGCGCGUGCGGGCGUUUGCGCGCGCGCACGGGUUUGGCGCGGAGGCGGAUGUGGAUGAGGAGGUGGCGGCGGCGGCGGUGGCAGAGGCAGGGGUGCCGGUGGGCAGCCUGGCGGCGGGGCGGCUGCUGGCGGUGCAGAUUGCGAAGAACAAGACGACGCCGGACAGCGACAUGGCGGCGGUGGAGCGCGACUACGUGUGGUGCGCGCAGCAGCUGGCGCGGUACGCCGACAUCCUGGUGGUCAACGUGUCGAGCCCCAACACGCCGGGGCUGCGCGACCUGCAGCGCACGGCGCCGCUGACGCAGCUGCUGACGGCGGUGGUGGGCGCGGCGGCGGCGGCGGCGGCGGAGGAUGGCGGUGGCCGGCGGCCGGCCGUGAUGGUCAAGGUCAGCCCGGACGAGGACAGCGACGAGCAGGUGCGCGGGAUCUGCGCGGCGGUGCGGGCGUCGGGCGUGGACGGCGUGAUCGUCGGCAACACGACCAACCGGCGGGCGGUGGGUGGUGGUGGUGGGCUGUCGGCGGCGGAGCAGCUCACGCUGGGCGAGACGGGCGGGUUCUCGGGGCCAGCGCUGUUCGAGCGCACGGUGGCGCUGGUUGGGCGGUACCGGCGGGUGCUGGACGAGCAGCAGGCGGGCAUGGUGCUGUUUGCGUCGGGCGGGAUCACGGACGGGCGGCAGGCGGCGGCGGUGCUGAACGCGGGGGCGAGCGUGGCGAUGGUGUACACGGGGCUGGUGUACGGCGGCAGCGGCACGAUCACGCGCAUCAAGGACGAGCUGCGGGCGACGCUGUAG
Messenger RNA from Ophidiomyces ophidiicola, 1212 nucleotides. It is a transcript of the gene URA9, whose product is annotated as Dihydroorotate dehydrogenase (quinone), mitochondrial. Gene Ontology annotation, molecular function: dihydroorotate dehydrogenase activity. Gene Ontology annotation, cellular component: mitochondrial inner membrane; cytoplasm. Gene Ontology annotation, biological process: 'de novo' pyrimidine nucleobase biosynthetic process; pyrimidine ribonucleotide biosynthetic process. The record is from RefSeq and is a predicted model, not a curated record. Bases 1 to 1212 code for a protein of 403 amino acids. The transcript has 2 exons. Lineage: Eukaryota; Fungi; Ascomycota; Eurotiomycetes; Onygenales; Onygenaceae.